ACAAACUGAAGACAGAAACAACAACACACGUGUGCUCAGUUCAGAACCAGACCAGAGAGUACAGGAGCAUGAGCAUGAUGAAGUGCAAUGUUAGCACAGUAAUUGUGCAUUUGGACUUUUCUGAAGCGUGGAAAUGCAAGGAUAGUUCUGAGGUACAGUCAUGCCAUUUUGGUCAGAACCUCCCACAGCUCAACCCGCACACUGCCAUGUACUAUACAAAAUAUCCGAAGACAGGCUUUUGCACAGUAUCAGAAUCCAAGCUACAAGAUGCUGUACCUUUAACUCUAGGUUUCAAGAGAACAACCUGGAACCUCUUACUCACCUCACAUGGGAAGGGAACCCUUGACAGCAUUGGAGGAACUGUUAAAAGGACUGCAGACAACCUUAUACUGCGGGGGGAUGACAUUGUGAAUCUGAAUAUUUCCCAUGAGAUGGUUGGCAGCAUCUCCUGCAGCACUAAGCUCUAUAUAAUUACUGAAGCUAAUAUGCAGCCAUAUGAUGCUCUCCUUUCUCAACCACUAAAACCUGUACCUGCAACAAGGAAACUCCAUCAGGUCACACCGACAUACAGAAACAACUCUGAGAUCCAU
This is a messenger RNA of Menidia menidia (Atlantic silverside), 590 nucleotides long. Lineage: Eukaryota; Metazoa; Chordata; Actinopteri; Atheriniformes; Atherinopsidae. The record is from the annotation of a GenBank genome assembly.